This is a messenger RNA of Jaculus jaculus (lesser Egyptian jerboa), 1261 nucleotides long. It is a transcript of the gene Lyz, whose product is annotated as lysozyme. The record is from RefSeq and is a predicted model, not a curated record. Gene Ontology annotation, biological process: defense response to Gram-positive bacterium; defense response to Gram-negative bacterium. The transcript is spliced from 4 exons. NCBI's taxonomy places the organism in Eukaryota, Metazoa, Chordata, Mammalia, Rodentia, Dipodidae. Gene Ontology annotation, molecular function: lysozyme activity. The coding region runs from base 12 to 458 and encodes 148 amino acids.
UCCCAGUCACCAUGAAGGCUCUCCUUCCUCUGGGGCUUCUCCUGCUCUCUGUCACUGUCCAGGGCAAGGUCUUUGAACGCUGUGAGUUGGCCAGAACUCUAAAACGCGCCGGAAUGGAUGGCUACAGGGGAAUCAGCCUGGCAAACUGGGUGUGUUUGGCCCGAUGGGAAAGUAGUUACAACACUCGUGCUACCAACUUCAAUCGCGGAGACCAAAGCACGGAUUAUGGAAUAUUUCAGAUCAACAGCCGCUACUGGUGCAAUGAUGGCAAAACCCCCAGAGCAGUUAAUGGCUGUGGCAUAUCCUGUGACGUUUUACUCCGAGAUGACAUCUCUCAAGCCAUACAGUGUGCAAAAAGAGUUGUGAGGGACCCACAGGGCAUCAGAGCAUGGGUGGCGUGGAGAAACCGUUGUCAAGGCCGGGACCUCACCGAGUAUGUCAGGGGUUGUGGGGUGUAACUGCAAAAUGUCCCACUGGCAGCUCCUUCUGUCUCUUUCACCAUAUGGAAGCAGUUAUGUAAAAGGUCACCCUACCUUGGGGUCCCCUACAAAAGAAUGGGCGUUUACAGAAACAGGAACAAAGUGUAGACUUUCUAAGUGGCUUAAAUCUGACUAAUGUUCAGUUUGUUUUAUAUAAAGCCUUCAUUUUUCAGUUAUUAUAGCGAAAUUCAUCUAAAACUUUGCUCAUCAAAUACAUCUCUAGUACAUCAGUUUUUUUUUCCAGUGAACUUAGUCAGAUUCAAUCUUGAUCUUAAUAUCCCAAACAUUAAAUAAAAAUACAACACAUGUUUAGGCAGAACAAAUGAAUCUUAGAUACAAUCCCUGAUGUAUGAGCAUCACAUACUCUAUCUGUAGAGUCAUUUCUGAAACCAGUAAAAUUAAUCCCUAUGUUGGGUAAGGUGAAUUUUAAAGAGAAGAAACCUCCAAAUGGAUGAAAAUACAGAAUUCUUGAACUGAGAAAUUUGAUGUCAUAACAUGUGUGACUUUCUGUUUAGGAAUUUUCUCAGGCUGUUGCAUUAAGGCUGCUUUAAAAUCAGAUUCUCAACUUAUAUGACAACCUGUGUGAACCUUUACAUGCAUCUUGCUGACCAUAGUGCUAUAAAGGAGGCAUGAAUAAGUUGUGUUUUUCUUUAGUUUGUGAACUUAGCUUACUGCAUAUUAACAAAGUCUGGGCCAGAUGAGCUUUUAUUAGUAAAUAACCAUAGAAAUAAUAUGCAUAUUGUGAAAAGACUAUCAAUUACCAAUAAAUGAUUUGCAACGCA